AUGCAUACCAGGUAUUGGACUGGUGUAAAAUUGUUUACAAAAAAAUUUCAUUCUUCCAGCAUCAGAUUAAAUGCUACUGUAAUUGAUGGGAAAAGUAUUGCUAAUACUAUAUUAAAUGAACUACACCAGGAGACUCAAGAAUGGGUUUUGAAAGGGAAUCGAGCCCCUCAUUUAGUAGCAGUGUUAGUUGGACAAAAUCCAGCUAGUAAAAUUUAUGUGACGAACAAAAUGAAAGCUGCCAAAGUUGUUGGUAUUGAAACAAAAACAAUAAAGUUCAGCGCAUCAACAAGUGAAAAUGAGCUUCUUGCCUGUAUCAAACGUUUAAAUCAUGAUGAAAAUGUAGAUGGAAUUCUAGUCCAGUUACCACUUCCUGAUCAUAUUACUGAACGGACAUUGUGCAAUGCUGUAGCACCACACAAGGAUGUUGAUGGUUUCAACAUUGUUAAUAUUGGAAGAUUUUGUUUGGAUAUGCAAUGUUUGGGGCCAUGCACACCGUUGGGUGUUCAUGAGCUAAUUCGACGAACUGGAAUUCCUACUCUUGGUAAAAAUGCUGUUGUUUGUGGAAGAUCAAAAAAUGUUGGUAUGCCUAUUGCUAUGUUGCUCCAUGCAGAUAAUGCAGGUGAGACAUCAGCAAUGGAUGCAACAACCACAAUAUGUCAUCGAUAUACACCACCAGAUCAACUAGCUUUAUUUACCAAAACAGCUGAUAUUAUUGUAUCAGCAGCAGGUGUUCCAAAUUUAAUUCGUGCUGAUAUGGUUAAACCAGGAGCAGCCAUAAUUGAUGUAGGAAUAACCAGAGUGGAAGACCCGAAAACAUCUAAAUCAUAUCUAGUGGGAGAUGUUGACUUUGAAAAUGUGAAAGAAGUUGCAGGAUACAUAACACCAGUCCCUGGAGGAGUUGGUCCAAUGACAGUGGCAAUGUUAAUGCGUAACACAAUUGCUGCUGCUAAAAAAACUGUGAUUUACAAUAUACUUGAUCCUGGUGCAGUAAUAUACAAACAAGCAUCACAAAUAAAACCGUGA
Molecule: messenger RNA, 1023 nt
Organism: Macrosiphum euphorbiae (potato aphid)
Lineage: Eukaryota; Metazoa; Arthropoda; Insecta; Hemiptera; Aphididae
Source: the annotation of a GenBank genome assembly